GUUCUAACUCACAAACAAAGCAUAACGUCUACCGAAUCUCAUUUGUAAAAACUAGUCCAAGUAUAACAAUCGGGCGCGGGCUGUUACGCCUCCGUUACCUGAUCUCGUGUUUUCCCGGCGCCCACCACCGCGCCACAUAUAAACUCCCCGCAUGGUUUCACUCGUCACAUUCGUAAACUUGCUACCGAAAAGCGUACUCCUUUUUUCGGUUUUUAGUGUGGUGCUUUAGUGAUUCGAAAAGAAUAUGGCCUUCAAGUUAACAAUCGUAGCGCUGGCGCUGGUGGCGAGCGCGUACUGUCGGAUGUUCACAUACGUCCGGCCCUCUGAAUCCAAGUCCGCGGCGACCGUUCAGCGCGCGCAGCCUCGCCUGGGCUUCGAGCACCACGUCUCCGAGGAUGAACACGUCGACUAUUAUGCGUAUCCAAAAUACGUCUUCAAAUAUGGGGUGAACGACUUCCACACUGGUGAUAUCAAAACUCAUCACGAGAGCCGCGAUGGUGACGUAGUCAAAGGGCAAUACACAGUCGUGGAGCCGGACGGUUCCCUGCGUACUGUGGACUACACGGCGGACAAACACAACGGGUUCAACGCGGUCGUGCACAAGACCGCGCCCAUCUCCCAGCACGAAGCCGCCCUUCUACACCAUCACUAGUGCUUACUAUAUUAGUUCAUAACUUACUUGUGUCACUGCAGGGAG
Cydia splendana is the source of this 697-nucleotide messenger RNA. RefSeq names its product cuticle protein 19-like. The coding region runs from base 245 to 652 and encodes 135 amino acids. The transcript has 4 exons. The record is from RefSeq and is a predicted model, not a curated record. NCBI's taxonomy places the organism in Eukaryota, Metazoa, Arthropoda, Insecta, Lepidoptera, Tortricidae. Gene Ontology annotation, cellular component: extracellular matrix.